Molecule: messenger RNA, 180 nt
Organism: Dictyostelium discoideum AX4
Lineage: Eukaryota; Evosea; Eumycetozoa; Dictyosteliales; Dictyosteliaceae
Exons: 1
Coding region: 1-180 (59 amino acids)
Source: RefSeq, a predicted model, not a curated record
AUGAAAGCAUCAAAUCAAGAUAUUCCAGAUUGGUUUGAAAAGAUGGUACAUAACCUUCGUAUGUCUAAUGGUCCAUCAAAUUCAAAAUCAAAAAGUCUAUUCAACAAUAGUCAUCACAAUGGAGAUGAUAACCGUGGUGGUUAUGGUGGAUUUUUAUUUGAGGGCCAACAAGGUCCCUAA